CUCUGGCCUACAAUGGCGAACCCCAAAUAGGUUUUUCAACGGGGUCUUGAUUAUGUCGGUUAAAGGGGGACGAGAUAGGGUAAAAGAUGGCGGCGCCCAUGGCGCUCCACAUGAAACACUUGCCAGUCGUGCCUUUUUGGUGACAGGUUCAUUAUUUGAAAAUGGCAUCAGUCAUAGUUCUAGUCAAAUACACAUCGAAGCACCUGCCAGAUCUAUUCAAAAUGGCGGACAGAGUGAACAUAUUGAGUGCGCAGACGGAGAUCUACAGCUCUUACCGGAUUGUGAGUCAAGCCUGGAUACGUUCGGUUAUGACAGGGCGAUUUCAGCAAAUAACGUGGGUUGGUUGAAGUCUAGAUGUAAAAAUGUAGACGCUGUUCAGUUUGAUUGUGAAGCAAAAGAAAACGAACAGUGUGACAGCGAUGGUGAAUUGUUCUCCGAGCACAUGCCUGGUGUGGAAGAAAGGGGUGGGGUAGGAUUGUGCUCCGACACGACUAGGCCUACAAGUCAAGGGAAGAAGGUAACGGAAACUGUUGGUACGAUCGUGGUUGAAUCUUUAAUGAAACUUGAUAACUCGAGUGGUGUAGCCAGUGAAGACCUUUCUAACCAAGGAGUGACUGUUCACUUCGGUGAGUUUCCAAAUGGUGAUAGUGAUACUAAGAAUGGAAACCCGGAAGUAUUUCCUUUGCAGCUCAUACAGUCCUUUAGUGACAAAAGUGACUCGGUUUCACUAAUGACACCCCAAGAACUGGAAUCUCUGCCAAACAGAGGAUUAGAAUUUGAAGAUACAUAUUCCUCACAGAAUUAUAACUCAUCACAUACUGUCACCAAUAAUUCUUGUAAAAUUGUAAAUAACAGUUUUACGUCAAUUCAGUAUUCAAAUAAACAUGGUCAACUUCCAAGAUCUCUUUCCAAAGAAGAAGCAUCAUCUCUAUCUUCAGAUGACAGGACUGAUGACGAGCAGUCAGAGCAUGAUGGUGAAAUAGAUGAGCAAUCCUUACUACUUAACACAGCCACCAAUUCAACAGAGCGUGUGUUAGGUAGAUCAAUCUCAUGCUCUUCACCAGCUUCAUCCGAUGACAGUUCGGACAUGUCACCACAGUCCAGGGAACCGGUUAGUGACUCUCAGACAGAAGCAACUAAUCUAACUCUAGCUACAAUAUCUAUUUCAACAGAUAAAACUGCAAAUUCAACCCAAAUAUUGGUAAACACAAAUCAAGGACAACAGUUAUAUUUGAUAAAUACAGCUGAUCUGACACAGGCUACAAAUGCGUUACAACCUUUGGCACACCCAACAGUGUCAAAUAAGACAUCAGUAACUGAGCUGCCAUUGCCAUCUGCAGCAUCAGCUUCUCCAAGUGCAGAUGCAAGAACAUCUACAGAAACGGUUGACCAUCACCCUGAAGUCCAGCCAUUGCAAAUACAAAGCACAGGUUAUCUGAUAGUGCCAGUAGCCCAACAGGAAGGGAGCAAUGGUCUUAUGGUAACAUCACCCUUGACUGCUGUGCCAUCAGAGUAUGCAUGCCAGUCAAGAAGAGUAUGGGUGUGCCCUGAAACUGGCUGUGACAAAGUAUUCAGGAAGCUUUCGAAACUAAAGAUACACCAGAUGCGUCACACUGGAGAGAGACCUUUCAAGUGUUCUCGGUCUGGAUGUGAUUGGGCUUUCACUACAGCAUACAAACUGAAGAGGCAUGAAGAAUCUCAUGAAGGAAGGAAAGACUACAAUUGUGACUUUCAUGGUUGUGGUAGGAAGUUCACUACUGUGUACAACCUCAACUCCCACAGAAAGCUUCAUGAGAGACCGUGCACAGAAACAUGUCCAGAGCCAGGGUGUGGACAGUGUUUCCCCACAAAGCGCCAGCUAGAUCUCCAUGUUCGAACACACACAGGCAUGGAGAAGACAUACAAGUGCCCUGUAUCAGGAUGUGAUAAGGUAUUCUUCUCUCCGAACUGCAUGGGCUCCCACACCCGAGUACACCUUCAAGACAGGCAGGACCUCACCUGCAGGUUUGAAGGCUGUGGCAAGGUGUUCGACAAGCAAUGUCGCCUGAAGCAGCAUGAGCGCCGCCAUACUGGAGAGAAGCCAUAUGUCUGCCAUUUCCAGGGAUGUAACUGGGCAUUUACAACUGCCAGUAAAUUGAAGAGACACAAAGCCAAGCAUACUGGAGUAAGGAAAUGGGUGUGCAGUGUGUGUAACAAGGGCUUUAUGCGAGCUGAACAUCUGAAGGGUCACCUUGUCACACACAGUGGAGUAAAGCCUUUUGUGUGUCCAGUGGAAGGUUGCAAGGCCAGAUUUACAGCAAAGAGCAGUUUGUAUGUUCAUCUGAAGAAACAUGAUGCCUCAGGGAAACAAAUAACAUACCACUGUCCUAUGGAGGGAUGUGUGAGGAACUACUCCUCUAAAGCUGGGCUGCGUAACCACAUUCUCAAACACUGUCUCUCCACACCUCAAGGCAGUGACCCGGCUACUGCCUUGGACUGGGUGCCCCUGUUGGGAGGAGAUGAUGACAAUCUGGACAGCCUUGUUCACUCCUCCCCUGAGUCCACAUCACUAUCCACCAAUGCAUCGAACAGCACCACUGGCACACUUCCAGUGACAGCACUGUCCUCACCUCAGGAUAGAAGUCUCACAACAGAUUUUGUCAGUCCAGUUUUAUCUGAAGGGGACUGUCUGAGUGCGGAGCAGCUGAGCAGCAACAUUGUGUCCCAGCUCAUAGCCAACACCCCCCUGCAGCCUGCACAACCGGAGGGUGGGGCAGCCCCUGCUUCAAAACCUUCUCCAAAGAUUGCCAUAGCAACAGAUGCUGCUAGUCUGUCAACUGUAGCUUUGGAGAACAGCAGUGGCUCUGCUCGCACAGACUACCGCAGCAACCACAUGCUGAGUGAGCGUGCCAGGCGGCGAUGGCAUUCUGUGAAGAAUGGAGGCAGCCUAAAAGUGGAUGAGAGCAUUGUGUGUGACACCAUCUUCCCAGAUAACACAGAGAAGACCAGCGUUGCUGACCCAGUGUCUCCAUUAUUUCCAUCACCGGAUAUCCUCAGCUCAUCUCAAGGAGUCAUGUUCAGGGACCCUGAGACAGGAAUCACUUACGUCCAGACACAAUUGCUACAGGAUGACCCUCCACAUCCAGCACUGUAUGAUGAUGAGAGCAGUGAUGCCUCGGUCACUGGAGCAGUCUCCUUCACUGGGACUACCAUCAACAUGCAGGACCUCAAGUAGCACUGUCCUUGCAAGGUCCAGAGGAACACUGUGUGCUGCUGUCUAUAUAGUAGGCCUGAAGGAACACUGUCUACUGUAUAUAGGGGAUCUGAAAGAACAGUGCAUCUACUGUCAAUGUGGUAGGUCCAGUUGAACACUGUGUUUCCUGUCUAUUUAGUAUGCUCAGCUGAGGGAAGACUGUGUGUCUGUUGAAAAAGUAAGCCCGAAGUAACAUGCUAUGUCAACUACUACAUAGUAGGCCUGAAGAGAGACUGCAUCUACCGUCUCUGUCGUAGGCCUGAAGAGAGACUGCAUCUACCGUCUCUGUCGUAGGCCUGAAGAGAGACUGCAUCUACCGUCUCUGUCGUAGGCCUGAAGAGAGACUGCAUCUACCGUCUCUGUCGUAGGCCUGAAGAGAGACUGCAUCUACCGUCUCUGUCGUAGGCCUGAAGGAACAAUGUGCAUCUAUGGUCAAUAGACAGUACCUCAGUACCUGUUAGCAUAUGUCAAAACUGUAUAUACUUGGCCAGAAGAAACACUGUACAUCUAUGGUACCUUCAGUACAUGUUGGCAUAUGUCAACAGUGGAUCAUGUUUAUUGGACGAGAGAGUGAAGUUUUUUAGUGAGUAUGUGACUUUGUUGUACUGUUAUGUAUUGCACUUAUGUUGUUAUUGUGAUCAAAGACAUAAUAAAAUCAUACAAAAGAUAA
Haliotis rufescens (red abalone) is the source of this 3902-nucleotide messenger RNA. Its product is annotated as zinc finger protein ZXDC-like. Bases 53 to 3214 code for a protein of 1053 amino acids. The transcript is spliced from 14 exons. The record is from RefSeq and is a predicted model, not a curated record. NCBI's taxonomy places the organism in Eukaryota, Metazoa, Mollusca, Gastropoda, Lepetellida, Haliotidae.